CGGUUUAAAUUUUUUCUUACUAAACACUCCCAAAAGGCAAAAACAUUAACAAAAACCCAAAUACUAAAUCACGCUUGGCUUGCAUUUGUCUCUCUCUAAUUAUUAACCCAUACAAAUUUGCUUUAAUAAAACCCAAUUAAUACCUCUCUCUCUCUCUCCGUUUCCCAAACACCCACCACUAUCCAUAUUCCAUGUGAAGACUUUGACAAAAAUGGCCACUCCAAAGGCCAUGCUUUAAAUCCAGUCCUUGUCACAUCCAAUACCAUGCAUGAAAGUUUAAAUACCGCUAACCUUUAUUUUUGCCUUCCAACUAUGUUCAUUUCUUACUCUCACUUCCAAAAAAAAGCAUUGAUCCUUCUCUGUCGUUGGCCAUGACACAUCUGAACCCAACACUUUCUCUCCUACUACUCCUAUUCUUAUCUUCUUUGUGGGUUUUUCUUGCCGCGGCCUCACUUGCCGGAGACUCCGAAAUUUUGAUUCGGGUCAAGAAUGCCCAACUCGAAGACCCUAAUGGAGCUCUCGACGGUUGGGUUCCCAACACCGACCAUAAUCCCUGCAACUGGACGGGAAUCACUUGUGACCGUAACCCUCUCGCCGUAGUUUCGGUAAAUCUAACCGGAACCGGAGUCCGGGGUGAAUUUCCGGCUGGGUUUUGUCGGGUUCGGACACUCCGGAAUCUGAUUCUUUCGGAUAACGAAAUCAAUGGGACUCUGUCUUCUCGGGCACUCUUGUUAUGCUCUCACCUCCAAUACCUCGACCUCAGUAGAAACCUCCUCGUCGGGCAAUUGCCAGAGUUCUCGCCGGAAUUUAGCAAGUUACGAUAUCUCGACCUGUCGGCCAAUAACUUUUCCGGCAAAAUUUCAGCAAGUUUUGGCCUCCUUUCGUCUCUGACAGUGCUUCUUUUGUCUUCAAACUUUCUCACUGGCCCGAUUCCAUCUUCUUUAGGAAAUCUCAGCGAGUUAACUGUUUUGGCUAUUGGUUAUAAUAGCCUGAACCAGAGUUCUCUGCCGCCAGAGAUCGGGAAAUUGACCAAGCUCGAGGAUCUUUUCAUGCCGUUGUCUGAUCUCUCCGGGAGCAUACCAGAGACCAUUGGGAAUCUCGUUCAGCUGAAGAAAUUUGAUGUAUCACAAAAUCAACUAUAUGGAAAAAUCCCAGAAACCAUCGGAGGAAUGAAAAAUAUUAAGCAGAUUGAACUUUUUGGUAAUAGAUUAUCCGGCGAGUUGCCUGUAAGCAUGGGGAACUUGAGUUCUUUGCUUAUGUUAGAUGUAUCUCAGAACUCUCUCACGGGAAAAUUACCAGACGAGGUUGCAGCACUGCGUUUGACAUCUUUAAAUCUGAACGAUAAUUUUUUCGAAGGAGAAGUGCCUGAAAGUUUAGCCUCCAAUCAAUAUCUUGAGCAGUUGAAGAUCUUUAACAAUAGUUUUUCAGGUAACCUGCCAGAGAAUCUUGGCAGAAACUCCAGCUUGACGGAAAUCGAUUUCUCUACGAACAACUUCACCGGAGAGUUGCCUAAGUACCUCUGUGAUAGUAAAAAGCUCGUGAGCCUUGUCGCCUUCGGCAACAAAUUAUCGGGAAAUUUUCCGACUACUCUAAGUGAAUGUACUUCUUUAAAUUACUUACGGAUUGAAGACAAUGAUUUUUCCGGCCAAUUUCCUGCCGGAAUUUGGGGUCUUCCCAAACUUUAUUUCCUCAAACUUGCUCACAACAGAUUUGAAGGCCAUGUUUCUUCUUCCAUCUCUGGCGCCUACAAUCUUUCCACACUGUUGAUUUCCGGCAACAAAUUUUCUGGCCAGUUACCCGCGGCUAUUUGUAAAGUAAGUCGACUCGUGAGUUUAUCAGUGGAUAACAAUCAGUUCUCCGGUGAUUUACCUCUCUGUAUUACGGAGCUUAGAAAGUUACAAAAACUUGUAAUGGCGGAGAACAUGUUCACCGGGAAAAUACCCAGUUCAGUGAGUUCGUGGACCGAGUUAGUUGAGCUUAACCUGUCCAAAAACCGAAUUUUUGGCGAAAUCCCGCCGGAGUUGGGUUCUUUACCGGUUCUGAACUAUCUCGACCUUUCUGAAAACCUCCUCAGUGGUGAGAUUCCGACAGAGUUGACCAAGCUGAGACUCAACGAGUUCAACCUCUCGAACAACAGACUAUACGGAGAAGUUCCUUCGGGUUUUACACAAGUCCAAUUCAUUUUGAGUCUAUCCGGAAACCCCGAUCUCUGUAGCCCGAAUUCCAAACAAUUCCCUCCAUGCUCCAGACCCAAACCCGCCACCCUAUACGUCGUCGUAAUACUCUCCAUCUGUGCCGCUCUCUUAAUCGGGUCACUCCUCUGGUACGUCAGGAAAAAAAUGGCAGUAUUCGGACCCAAACCCAAAAGGCUCUGCAAACUUACCACAUUCCAACGGAUCGGAUUGAACGAAGAGGAAGUGAUAGUGCCACUAACAGAAGAUAAGUUAAUCGGGUCGGGUGGUUCGGGUCGGGUAUACAAAGUGAAGCUUAAAACGGGUGAAACCGUGGCUGUUAAGAAACUCUGGAAUGGGGAGAAGAAAGAAGAUACGGAAAAAAUAUUUGAGUCGGAAAUAGAGACUUUGGGUCGGAUCCGGCAUGGCAAUAUAGUAAAAUUGCUGUUUAGUUGUAGCGGUGAGGAUAACAGAAUUUUGGGGUACGAGUACAUGGAGAAUGGAAGUUUGGGUGACGUGUUACACGAAGAGAAGUGCGGAAGUCUAUUGGAUUGGCCACGACGGCUCACGAUAGCACAGGGAGCCGCACAGGGCUUAGCUUACCUUCACCACGACUGCGAGCCGGCUAUCGUACACCGUGAUGUGAAGAGUAACAACAUAUUGUUGGACGGGGAGUUCAGGCCCCGUGUGGCAGAUUUCGGACUGGCUAAGUCUCUUCAACGCCACGUGGCCGGCCAUGAAGCCAAUGGUGCCAUGUCACGUGUUGCUGGGUCCUACGGCUACAUUGCGCCUGAGUAUGCUUACACUUUGAAAGUGAACGAGAAGAGUGAUGUGUACAGUUUUGGAGUUGUGCUAUUGGAACUAAUCACAGGGAAGAGACCCAACGACUCUUCCUUUGGGGAGAACAAGGACAUAGUGAAGUGGGUAACGGAGGUCACUUUAUCUUUGUCAUCAUCACCUCAAGAAGAAGAUACUACAAGCCAUGAUGUUUCAGGGACUAGUAGUAGUCCUUGGAAAUUUUUUGACCGACUUGUUGACCCAAGGAUGGAUUUAACCACAAGUGAUUAUGAAGAGAUUGAGAAGAUUUUGGAUGUGGCACUUAUGUGUACCUCUAAGAUUCCCCUUAAUAGACCCUCCAUGAGAAAGGUGGUGGAAUUGCUCAAAGUCAAGGACCAGAAAUGGGCUCCAAAACCAUGGAACUAAUUAAUACAAUAGUAGUACAGUUUGGUGAAUGAAAUAGGAAAAAGAAGUUUUUCACCAUCUUGUAAUUAUUCGGAUUAGUCAUUCAGUUUAUGUUUGAUUAGAAGAACUGCACAAAGUUUAGUCUGAAAUUAGACAGACUUUGUUUUUUUUUUUUUUGAUGUAAAAUAUGUUUUCGGAGUGAGAAUUUGAUGGAAACUAGAACCACUCGUUACAUAAUCAUAUAAAUUAUUGUUAUCUCCUAGAGAACAUGAAUUUCACUUUUUUCCUU
Messenger RNA from Humulus lupulus (European hop), 3642 nucleotides. RefSeq names its product LRR receptor-like serine/threonine-protein kinase HSL2. The record is from RefSeq and is a predicted model, not a curated record. Bases 372 to 3374 code for a protein of 1000 amino acids. Lineage: Eukaryota; Viridiplantae; Streptophyta; Magnoliopsida; Rosales; Cannabaceae. Gene Ontology annotation, biological process: protein phosphorylation. The transcript has 2 exons. Gene Ontology annotation, molecular function: ATP binding; receptor serine/threonine kinase binding; protein kinase activity.